CGACCUGCAACAUGGGGUCCAUAGAUGCCCAUUCUCGUAGGAGUCAGCAACAGCAAAGCUCUUCUCUGCACUGUUUUUAUCUGCAGAAAAACUCGCCAUUGGUGGCUUCCCCUCUAAAUCCUGCCCUCAGCAACCCAACCGACAACGACCGCUUCGCUAGCCAACCGAAAUCCCCUGGAUGCUGCGCAAUCACGCCCAUCCAGAAUAGUCACACAACGGACAAUCCUCAUGCAGAACAUGCCCUUCCGAAAGCACUGAUCACAGUGCAGACUUCUUCCUAUCCGUUGCCGGCAUAUGCUGGCCUAUGGCGCUUUGACGGUGAAGCCCUCGAUCACCAUCCAUCACUCUACAUAUACUCUCCUAACCGCCGCUACACUUCACUCCCUUUUUCUCGUGAUGCUUUUGCUCUUUUCUGUCGUGCACCCAUUCUGAUUACAAGCGAUUUCUUAUCUCAUGCCCAUAUCAUCAUACCCAGCGUUGCAAUUCAUUACAUAGAAACCACCGGCAACGGUACCGCUACAAUUGUAGCAAUCCUCUCGCUCACAGAUACCCCACCCUACAGAGACCAGCAGUAUGGUACGUUCGAUAAGCCCCUUAAGGAUCUUGUUGGUGGUGGGUCGAGUACUAACAACCACAACAGUCUGCAAUGUCACCAAUGCACUUCGACCAUAGGUCGAGGGUCGAAAUGUUCCAAAAGUCCCAGGCCACAGAUUCAUAUUUCAACAUGAAGGCGCUGGCGUCGCAGAAAGAGCGGCCAGUGUCAGAAGCUACUGAAAUGUUCGAUACGGACUUUGAAGAUGAUGAUAGUGAUGUCGAAGAGAACUCACCGCGGCUGAGUGUAAACUCGGUAAGUCAAAGUCAUCGCAUUUGAUGUCGCAUCUGCUGAUGAUUGGAAAGACGGGAAGAAGAAGUGAAACUACAUUAUCCUCUUUUGAAGAAGUACGAACGCCAGACUCGAACGAAUUUAGAGGAUUUAAUUUGGAUUUAUCGAUGCCCAAGAAACCGGUAGAAGGACCACGAGGACCUCACCUAUUCCGAAGCUCAAUAGAUUCCUCUCUCGGUUCAGACGACCAGUACGUUUUAGCCAUGUCUCCAAUGACACCUAGACCCUCGAGUACACAAAGAGCAGCAUUAGACGCACCCCGAGUUCCACAGAUACCACAACAACAUCGCCACCUGAGCUCUCUAACUGGUGCUGUCGGGCAUCUAAAUGAGCGCGAAGUAGCAUCGUGGACACCAACAGAAGUCGCAAAUUGGAUGGCCGAUGCUGGAUUUGAUCCAUCCAUUGUUGAAAAGUUUGAGGAAAACGAUAUAUCCGGUGCCAUUUUAAUUACGUUAAAGUUUGAAGACUUGAGAGAGCUUGAUAUUCAAUCUUUUGGGCAGCGAACAAAAGUGUGGAACGAGAUACAUGUUCUAAGAGGUAGUGCUCCUAGCACACCAAAGCCACCAACUCCUUUUGAGGAAGUGUCAUCUCCAUGUAUUGAAUCCCGUCGACCAUCAAGACAGGAUUCUCGUAAUGGACGAGAAAAACUGCGAGUGGAUUUCGUAUCAGACGAUCGCCCGAGUCGUACGACAUCGCGAAGACGGCUACCAAAGAGAGAUGUCAUAACACCACUCGAGUCCGUUUCUAUUGUUGGCAUCGAACAACUCAUCCCAAAACCACAUAAAUGUUCAAAAGGCGGGAAUUGCUCGAAGUGGAGAAAGCAACAACGAUUGAUAGAGAGUUUCAAAAACGAACACCCCGUCAGUCCAGAAGGUGGAGCAAUUUGGGUAGCAGGCGAUCCAGGAAAUGCUCUCACUGCAGACGCUGUCGACCAAGCCACUCGCCCAAUAUCAGACGCAGUUCCAUCCGUCGUUGCUUCAUCUGAUGUUCUCGGUCCUGGUCCACUUCCUCAAUUCAACCACUUGGAAGAAGCCAGCCUCCGAAAUGUUCAAUCUCGCGAUCCUCAAGACAAUGUCAAGCAGUUCAUCCAAUUCCAGCAUAUGGAUCCCCAUCGAACGAAAUUCUCGUCCGAGGAACCACCCACUCCCCCAUACGAGAUGUUCCCAAAGCUACAAGGACCACACACUGGACUUCGGGGACUUCCAAAACUUGCAAUCCCACCACCACGUCCUGAUCCAGCUCCCAGGUCAGCGAGUGCAAUUGCAUUCUCUCCAUACAGAAUGAACCGAGCAGAAGCCAUGUCACCAGAACUCCGCAACGUGACUCAAUCGCCAGCACACCUUUACCGCUUUGGAACACCUUUCUCAGAAAUGGACAUCCCAGUAACGUCAGUCAACCUUGGGCCGGUGGCACGAGAAGCCUCCCAAUCCGUUCCACCAAACAUGUCCUACCGCAACGCACCCACGCCGCCAAUACGAACACAAUCUCGCUCUUCAGUUCGUCGUCCAUCACUUUUACCCUCAAUGCCACGCGUAGACGAGUACACCCCCACCGCCAACGCACGCUGCACACCAAGCCAAAUACACACCGCCGGUCCUCCACCAAUGAACCAUGCCAACACAUGGUCUACACCCGUGACUGCCAUUCGAGCCAGCGAUGAUCUCGCUCACGCCGGAUGGAUGAGAAAACGCAAGACCAGAAUGCUCCGCCACGAGUGGCACGAACAUCACUUCACCCUCAAGGGCACCCGUCUCGCGAUGCACAAAGAUGCCUCGGCACUAGAAACCCUCGAGUACAUUGACGUAGACGACUACGCGAUCGCGUGUUCCUCGCUUGCGUCGGGCUCCAAACUCAACGCCGCAUUCAAAGCGAUGAACAUCUCUCGCGGCGAUAAGAACAAGAAGGAUGAAGCGGCCUUCAGUUUCCAACUUAUCCCCGCCGCCAUCGAGAAAGGUGUCCGUUUGCGAAAGCGCGAGAGCAUCAUGGCGGGGAGUUCGUUGGGUAACAAGGAAGAUGGGAAGGCGGCGGGAAACAAGACGCAUUAUUUUGCGGUGAAGAGUCGGGAUGAGAGGAUUGAUUGGAUGAGGGAGUUGAUGCUUGCCAAGGCUUUGAAGCAGAAGAAUGAGGGCUUUGAGGUGAAUGUUAAUGGGAAUAUGAUUUAAAUCAUUUCUCCAUCUUCCCUCCCCCUCGUUUCUUCCCCCUUGAUUUUACGUUUUCCUUGCAUCUUUUUAUCACGAAUUUCCUUUUUUUUCUUUUUCUUUUGCAUUUCUGUUUGUUUGUUUUCUCAUAGCGAUGCGGUGCGAGUUUGAUUUUGCCUAUUUUUGCUUAUCCCUUUUUUUAUAUAUACCAAACCAGUACGCGACGAGGAUGCGAAGCAGCGAAGCAGCGAAAAAGAGAGAGUUAAAUAUCCUAUCUAUCGAUCUAUCUAUUCUACGCACCUCUCCUCUCCUUAAUCUUCUCUUCAUCUCUAGUUCCCGUUUCGAACACGUUUUUUUCACUUGCGUUUUAGCGUCUGCGGGAUUGGCUUUCAAAGGUGUUUAUAAAGUUCGUCAUCCCUCUCGGGAAUUUUCUGCUUUUCUUGUUCUUACUCUUAUCUCACACUUAACGAUUUGCCAUGUUGAAAGGAAGGUUGUUUGGUGUAUUUACUUAUUUAUUUAUCUAUCUCUUUUUCUUUUUUGAUGAAAAGGGGAUAGGAAGGGAUGAGAAGGGUAAUAUAUACAUUUAGGUUAUUCUUAGUUAAAUCAGGGUUAUGGGUGGAAAAUUGAAAUUAUUUAUAUAUAUAUAUAUAUAG
Molecule: messenger RNA, 3674 nt
Organism: Hymenoscyphus albidus
Lineage: Eukaryota; Fungi; Ascomycota; Leotiomycetes; Helotiales; Helotiaceae
Source: the annotation of a GenBank genome assembly